Ostreococcus lucimarinus CCE9901 is the source of this 1011-nucleotide messenger RNA. RefSeq lists its product with no specific name. NCBI's taxonomy places the organism in Eukaryota, Viridiplantae, Chlorophyta, Mamiellophyceae, Mamiellales, Bathycoccaceae. The coding region runs from base 1 to 1011 and encodes 336 amino acids. Gene Ontology annotation, molecular function: protein binding. The transcript has a single exon. The record is from RefSeq and is a predicted model, not a curated record.
AUGACGAAUGACGAGACGCGCGAGGUGACGCCGGACGACGAGGACGUGGACGCGGUCGAGCGAGGGGAGGGAUUUCUGUCCAAGACGAUGCAAAAGUUUUUGCAGAGGCAGUGCGUGCCGGCGGCGAAGAAGAUGGCGAUUUCGCCGGCGAAGGCGGCGAAGGCGGCGAAGGCGGCGAAGGCGAAGGCUGGACGAGGACGAUUGCCCGUCCGGGAGUACGCGCCGAAAGUGGCGACGAUGGCGAAGAGACUCGGGGAUGAGGUCGGGAAGAAGUCGGCGGCGAGGGAGAAGAAGCGCAAGCUGAACGACGAGCAACUCGCGGAGUGCUACACCGUCAUGCACGCGGCGGUCGAUGCGGGUGAUCUCGAGCGAUGCGAAGAGUUGCGCAAAUACUUCGUGAGACACGAGGGAAAGUUCUCCAACCCGUACAAAUGGGAUCACGAGCUCGUCGCGUGCUGCUCGCGAGACGGACGCCGACCGAUCGCAACGCUCGCGUGGGCCUUCAGCAAAGGCGCGCGACGCGACGCCAAAGCCGCAUUUUUCGCGUGCGAACGCGUCGAUCACGAGUUACGUCGAGAUGAAGACGGCAACUACACCGAUUCUUUGACCGUUUUACAGUUCUUACACGAGCACGGCGUGCGCAUCGAUUACGACACCAUGUACUGCGCGUGCGAGUUCGGCAAUCUCGCCUGCCUCGAGUGGAUGCACCAAAACAUUCGCGGGCUCAGAUUCGCCGAUUGGCCCACGUCCAAAAAUCCUCAAGGUCAAGACAACGAUUUGAUGCUCAUCGCCGCCAAAAACGGCCACUUACCCGUGCUCCAGUACCUCUACGACAACGACUGCGAUUUCACCGACGCCGACGCGCGAGACGCGAUCGAACAAGUCAUGAACCGCGAACCGUCCUCGCCUUUGGGCUGGCACGCCGUCGUGCGAUGGAUACAGAACACCGACGAAUACAAAGCGUACCGCUCGGUCGACGAAGACGACCCGCUCGCCGCGCGCGCGAACUAG